Molecule: messenger RNA, 1779 nt
Organism: Halteromyces radiatus
Lineage: Eukaryota; Fungi; Mucoromycota; Mucoromycetes; Mucorales; Cunninghamellaceae
Product: methylenetetrahydrofolate reductase-domain-containing protein
Exons: 9
Coding region: 17-1723 (568 amino acids)
Biological process (GO): tetrahydrofolate interconversion
Cellular component (GO): cytosol
Molecular function (GO): methylenetetrahydrofolate reductase [NAD(P)H] activity; FAD binding
Source: RefSeq, a predicted model, not a curated record
AACGGAUCUAUCAACGAUGAAAAUUGUCGAAAAAUUCAAUAAAGCUCAACAAGAACGAUCCUUGAGCUAUUCAUUCGAAUACUUUCCACCCAAAACUGAGUUGGGUUUAGCCAACUUAUUUGAUCGUAUGUCGCGUAUGUGUCAAUGGGAACCUGCGUUUAUAUCAUGUACAUGGGGUGCUGGUGGAUCAAGUCAAGAACGUACUAUGGCUGUUUGUUCUACUGGUCAAAUAGUCAAUGGUGUGGAAACUUUAUUACAUUUGACCUGUACUAACAUGGAAAAAGAGAAUAUCGACAUUGCUCUCAAGAAAGCUAAAGAAACUGGUAUUCAAAAUAUUUUGGCAUUACGUGGUGAUGCUCCUCGUGGACAUGAAUAUUGGACACCUAUUGAAAAUGGAUUUAAUCAUGCUGUUGAUUUGGUACGUUAUAUUAGACAAAAUUAUGGUGAUUACUUUUGUAUUGGUGUAGCUGGUUAUCCUGAAGGACAUAUGGAUGCUGUUUCGAAAGAACAAGAUUUGAUUCAUUUGAAAGAAAAAGUGGAUGCUGGUGCUGAUUUUAUAUUAACUCAACUAUUUUAUAAUGUCGAUACUUUCGUCCAUUGGUACAAAUCUUGUCGUGAUAUUGGUAUCACUGUGCCUAUUGUCCCUGGAAUUAUGCCUAUUCCAACGUAUCAAAACUUUCGGCGUAUGAUCAAUUUGUGUAAAACUCAAGUACCUGAAGACAUAUUGCAUACUUUAGAUAGGAUCAAGGCAGAUGAUCAAAAGGUGAAGGAUUUUGGUGUUAAACUAGCUGUGGAUAUGAUCAAUCAAUUACAUGAAGAACACAAUAUAUAUAAUUUUCAUCUAUCUACAUUGAAUUUGGAACGAUCAACGAAAUUGAUAUUACACAAUCUUGGUUUGGUUUCAGAAAAUUCUCUCAAAAAACAACCUAGUUUAUCGAAAUUGUUAGCUCCUUAUUCUACUCCUCACGAUGAUCAUGCUGAAAACUGGGAUGAAUUUCCAAAUGGUCGUUAUGGUGAUUCUCGAUCACCAGCCUUCGGUGAAGUAACAUUUAGUGCAAGUCAAAGUCAAUCUACCUCAGAAGCCAGUCGUAAAUGGGGUUAUCCAAAGACAGAACAAGAUAUCACGACUAUUUUCCAUCAAUACAUUCUUGGCCGGUUGGAUAGCUUACCUUGGAGUGAAGAACGACUACAAACAGAAACAGAUGCUAUACGACAAGCAUUAGCUGAGAUCAAUACUCGCGGUUAUUGGACAGUUGGUUCUCAGCCUUCUGUUAAUGGUGUAUCAAGUCAAGAUGCCGUUUUUGGUUGGGGUCCCAAAGGUGGUUAUGUUUAUCAAAAGGCCUUUUUAGAAUUCUUUGUAUCUCCAGAAAAAUUACAAGUCAUUCUCAAGAAAUUCAAACAAGAUCCUUGGGUGACGUAUUAUGCUAUGAAUAGAAAUGGCGAUUUAUUGACGAAUGUGAUGGAAGAACAAGCACAAAAUGCAGUGACUUGGGGAGUAUUUCCUGGCAAAGAAAUAGUACAACCUACUUUGAUAGAACGAGCCAAUUUUGAAUCCUGGAAUGAAGAAGCAUUUGGUUUAUGGAAAGAAUGGGAACAACAGUACGCUCCUGACAGUGCAUCGGCAGCACUUUUGAAAAAAGUGGGUGAUUCUUACUGGCUGGUCAAUGUAGUGCACAAUGAUUAUCAAUUAGUGGAUGGUUUAUUCAAUAUGAUACUUUCAUAAUAGGUUUUUGUAGACUAGAGUCUCCUCUCAUUUAGUUUAGUUUUUUAUUCCCUUGU